AUCCAAUAGAUGCGAUCCAGUGUUUAAUUUUCUUUGAUUUGUCGCUUUGUAUUUUGAGCGUUCAAAAAGCCAGCUAACAGCAUCGGGUAAACAACAUCGUAUCUUGAUAAUUAACCGUGACUGAGAUCAUUGAAGAUCCAUCGUGAUCACCGAAGAUGAGUGAUGAUGAAGAUGUAGUGCUCUGCAAGAGGGACAAGAACAAACCCUAUGACUUGGUUGUAAUUGUACUGCGAAGCUACUACCCAGAACUUGCUGAUGAUCUCGAUGUGGAGGAGGCUGCGAAGACAGCACCAGAUCAGAAUGUUCAAUUACUGGCCAAGAGAGGGAAGAAGUUUGAAGUGCUUGGUCCUGUAGGAUGGUGGUUAUAUGUAAAGAGCCUAGACACUGGGGAGACUGGAUACAUACCAAGUAUAAAUGUUGCUCCUAUUACUGAUGAUCUUAGCUGUGAAGAUGAAAUUGAGUUGAAUCGUGGUGGAGAGCUUUCACCAGAGAUGGUCAGUAAGAAUGUUGAUCUGAAGUACUUUCCUCUUGCACCAGUGGAGAAGGAUUUACUCAAUCGGAAACCAUGUCCUGAAGAUUCUGCAAACUUCAUUUCAAGGCUUACAUUUUGGUGGAUGAACUGGCUUAUACGGACAGGGCACAAAAGACCCUUAGAGGACCAAGACUUGUGGGCAUUACCAAAAGCCAUGAAAUCAUCAAAGGUUAUUCCAUUAUUGGAAACAAGAUGGAAUGAAGAACAGAAAAAAUUUAUUUGCCAUAAGUGUGAAUUUCUUGAUUGCCAUUGCAAGAAAAUUGAAGAGCAUUCAUGUAAAAAGGAGUUAACUAAAGAAACUGAGGAAGCUAAAGAAACAGAACAGUCAGAAGAAAAAGAAGAAGAGGAGGAGAAAGUAGAAUUUGUACCCAAGGAAAAAGAGAAAGAAGAGACAACAGAAGGAAAAAAACYGAAGGGACCAUCUUUGGUGAAAGUUCUUUUCCUGAUGUUUUGGCAACAGUUUCUGGUAGCAGCAAUAUUUAAGUUAAUUCAGGAUUUGAUUCAGUUUGUCCAACCAAUUAUUCUUAGACUGCUGAUUAAAUAUGUUGAAGGAAAAGAUUCUGGAGGUGCUUGGAAGGGCUAUGUGUAUGCAAUUGGGAUGUUUAUUGCUGCAGCAAUUCAAUCAUUAUUCUUGCAGCAAUACUUUCAUUUGGUCUUGACUACUGGUGUUAAGAUAAAGACUGCAAUCACAGGAAUGGUUUAUGCCAAGGCUUUGAAACUAAAUAAUGCAUCACGAGCGACAUCUACUGCUGGAGACAUGGUCAACUUAAUGUCGGUUGAUUCCCAAAGGUUACUAGACAUGUGUUCUUAUAUCAACAUACUAUGGUCAGCACCAGUCCAGAUUAUUGUCUCUCUAUACUUCCUCUAUGAUGUUAUGGGAAUUUCUACUUUGGCUGGAUUUGUCAUCAUGGUUCUUCUAAUUCCUUUUAACUUUUUUGUUGGAAAAACUGCAAGAAAGCUCCAGGUGAAACAAAUGGGUAAAAAAGAUUUGCGCAUCAGAAUCAUGAAUGAAAUCCUUAAUGGGAUAAAGGUGCUGAAAUUAUAUGCUUGGGAAGAAUCGUUCCUGGCAAAAGUUUCAGGAAUACGAAAAGAUGAACUAAAGCAUCUGAAGAAUUCCAUGUACCUCAAUGCUGGGUUUUCCUUCACAUUUACCUGCGCUCCAUUUCUCGUAUCCUUAGCAACAUUUGCUAUCUAUGUUCUCAUUGGUAAUGAGUUAACACCAACAAAGGCCUUUGUGGCUCUUUCAAUAUUCAACAUUCUUCGUUUUCCACUGUCUGUUUUACCAAAUGUUGUUGCAAGCUUUGUUCAGGCACUGGUUUCUGUAAAGCGUUUGACAGAUUUUCUUUGUCUCGAUGAAUUGAACCCAAAAAAUGUUCAAAAGUUUAUUCCAACAGAAUUUUCAAGCCAGGUCAUUCAUGUUGAAGAUGGAACGUUCUCUUGGAAUUUGGGAGAAGGGCCGACUUUGAAAGACGUCAAUCUAAACAUAACGACUGGUUCACUGGUAGCAGUAGUGGGACAAGUAGGAAGUGGUAAAUCUACGUUACUGUCAGCUUUACUCGGGGAAACAGAGAAAACACAUGGACAGGUCUACCUUCAGGGUUCAGUGGCAUACGUACCCCAACAGGCGUGGAUCCAGAAUGCGACGCUGCGUGAUAAUGUCCUGUUUGGUAGAACCUUUGAUCGUGAUCGAUAUCGAAGCACCAUCAAGGCAUGUGCUCUGCAGACAGACCUGGAUCUUCUACCCUCUGGAGAUAUGACUGAGAUUGGUGAAAAGGGAAUCAACCUUAGUGGAGGUCAGAAACAGCGCGUCAACCUCGCAAGAGCCGUGUACUUUAAUGCUGAUGUCUACCUGUUGGAUGAUCCACUCAGUGCUGUAGAUUCACAUGUGGGGAAACACCUCUUUGAUAAAGUAAUAGGACCCAGGGGCAAACUAAGAAAAAAGACUCGUGUCCUAGUCACCCAUUCUGUACACUUCUUACCUCAAAUGGACCAGAUAAUUGUCCUCCAAGGUGGACGAAUCUCAGAGGUCGGAACUUACGACGAGCUUCAGGACAACCAAGGAGCUUUUGCUGAGUUCUUGAAAACAUAUGCCAACGAGAAACAAGACGGGCCAGAGGAAGAUACCCAUCAAAGAGAAACACACCAUAGCGACAUCCACGAGCCUGAGGAAGGGAAUCUACUAACCAUCACGGACAUGGACCACAUGAUGGGAAGUACCUCAGAACUUGAUGCUAUAGUGAAAAGCCCAUCCCGAUUAACUCUAACAGAAAUAGCCAGUACCCAUAGUAAUGGGCGCACAAUCCAGGGUGAAGACAAGACCAUAGAAAGGGUGAUUAACGAGGAGACUUCAGAAAUUGGAAGAGUCAGGUUUUCCGUGUUCUAUACUUACGCAAAAGCAACAGGCCUGAUCGUUUCUUUCUUAUUCUUCCUUUUCCUCCUGGCCUCCGAAGGCAGCAUAGUAUCAUCCAAAAUCUGGCUCGCUCGUUGGAGCUCAGACAACGUCACGACAGACUCUCAAAGAGACAAUUAUCUAUUUGUGUACGGAGCUCUUGGACUUUCACAGGCGUUCUGUAUGCUGUUUAGCUCAUUGUUUCUGGCUUAUGGAGCUAAUGUGGCUUCUAAUGUACUUCAUGAUCGUCUAAUUGUCAACAUCAUGCACUCGCCAAUGUCAUUUUUUGAGAGUACCCCUCUGGGGAGGAUUGUCAACAGGUUUUCUAAAGACAUGUAUGUGAUAGAUGAGACGGUCCCAAAUUCGUUGAUGUCAUUUUGGAGAUGUUUUUUUGCUGUGAUGAGCGCCAUCUUUGCUAUUAGUUAUGCUACACCUAUCUUCCUUAGUGUCGUCUUUCCAUUGAUGGUUCUGUAUGUCUUCAUUCAGCGUCUGUAUGUAGCAUCCUCGCGUCAGUUGAGACGAAUCGAGUCAGUGAGUCGUUCACCAAUCUACAGCAACUUCCUGGAAACGAUCAAUGGUACAAGUACCAUCAGAGCUUACUCGCAACAACAAUACUUUAUUCGUGAAAAUUAUUACAGAGUAGACGAAAACCAGGUGGCAUAUUAUCCGUGGAUUUCUUCUAACAGGUGGUUGGCUAUUCGACUAGAGCUCAUUGGUAAUUUUGUCAUAUUCUUCGCCUCUUUGUUCGUUGUCAUCGCCAGAGAUUCUAUAGAAAGUGGUUUGGUUGGUCUUUCACUUACUCAUGCUUUCCAGAUAACACAAACCCUUAACUGGAUGGUUCGCAUGUCUGGUGAGCUAGAGACGAAUAUCGUAGCGGUAGAACGGGUCAAGGAAUAUAGUGAAACUCCAAGAGAGGCAGCGUGGAUCGUCGAAGAUAAUCGUCCUCCUGAAGACUGGCCUGGUUCAGGUCACAUCGCUAUAGAAACUUUCGACUUGAGAUACAGAGAAAACCUCCCGCUCGUCCUCAAGAAUAUCAACUGUGAUAUCGCACCAGGAGAGAAGAUAGGACUUGUUGGUCGCACAGGAGCUGGUAAAUCGUCCCUUUCCAUGGGACUGUUUCGUAUUCUGGAAAGCACUGGUGGUAGAAUUAUCAUAGAUGAUAUUGACAUCUCGAAGAUAGGGCUACAAGACUUGAGGUCACGCCUUACUAUCAUUCCACAGGAUCCCGUGUUGUUUUCUGGUACGUUACGGUUCAACCUGGACCCGUUUGAUAAAUACUCAGACGAAGAGCUGUGGAAAGUCCUUGAAGUCAGCCAUCUGAAGCAGUUCGUGUCGGGUCUUGCUGAGGGUCUGCAGCAUUCUGUCUCGGAGGGAGGAGAGAACCUCAGUGUUGGUCAACGUCAGUUGGUGUGUCUUGCUCGUGCUCUACUUAGAAAAAGUAAAGUUCUGGUCCUGGACGAAGCGACGGCAGCUGUGGAUCUCGAGACAGACGAACUCAUCCAGAAGACCAUCAGGACUGAAUUUGCUGAUCGAACAGUGUUGACUAUAGCACAUCGACUCAAUACUAUCAUGGAUUACUCCAGGAUCAUCGUUCUUGACAAGGGCUUCAUGAUGGAGUUCGAUACACCUCAGAAUCUGUUGUCCCAACGUGGUAUUUUCUUUGGGAUGGCUCAGGAUGCUGGUCUUGCUUGAAAAGGAAUCAAGCUUAAUGGCUUUUCGAAUUCAUGCAUUGAUUACUUCCAAGCUAGGGUAACUUCAGUUGCAGAAAUUUCAAUUUUAGUAACGAGAAGGGUGUGAAAGUAUCGUUAUUAUUAGUAUUUUUUUAUCAUUUUCGUAUUACCUAGAAAUGUUUUCCAUUCAUUAAAUAUUAUGCAUUUUCGUCACAAAUCCUUUCAAUUUAUUGCCGAAAUUCGUUCGCCCUUUGCAGUAAUUAUAAAUAGAUUUAUAUGUUACUCAGUUUUCGGUUUUAAUGACUAUUUAGUGAGUUUAGUAAGUUUUACGUACCCUCAUGGUACGUAGGGUAUAAAUUAUAUACAUAUAUUAAAAAAAGACUGGGUCGAGUUUGCAUGCAGUGCAUUACGGGACUUUGUUAGAGGAGCAGCUUGUUAGAGGACGAAUUAGACGCCAUCUUGAAAUAGUUCCAGAAUGCCCCGCAAUGCUAACUCAACCCAGUUUUUCCUCGACCUUGGAAUGGUUGAUAGAACACUCAUUCAACAUUAUUUACUUUGAAAAGAGAUAUCGUGACAAAAAGGGAGCAAAACUUUGCUCGAGGGAGUAGAAAGCACUCGCCUCAGAACAAAGUAAUUUUACUUGGGUAUAUUUCCUGUGGGAAGUGGCGGCCAUGUUGGAGGUUUUUCAACAAUGUCAUCCAGCAUUUUAAGUUUUAGCUCUGUCAACCAUAAUGUGGUUUAUAAAAUCUGGUUUGCUUUUAAUAUGUAAUUGAUUAAAUUAUUUAUAAGUUCU
Actinia tenebrosa (Australian red waratah sea anemone) is the source of this 5384-nucleotide messenger RNA. RefSeq names its product ATP-binding cassette sub-family C member 1. The record is from RefSeq and is a predicted model, not a curated record. Gene Ontology annotation, biological process: transmembrane transport. NCBI's taxonomy places the organism in Eukaryota, Metazoa, Cnidaria, Anthozoa, Actiniaria, Actiniidae. Gene Ontology annotation, cellular component: membrane. Gene Ontology annotation, molecular function: ABC-type transporter activity; ATP binding; ATP hydrolysis activity.